This is a messenger RNA of Neltuma alba, 660 nucleotides long. Its product is annotated as dynein light chain LC6, flagellar outer arm-like. The record is from RefSeq and is a predicted model, not a curated record. The coding region runs from base 85 to 366 and encodes 93 amino acids. NCBI's taxonomy places the organism in Eukaryota, Viridiplantae, Streptophyta, Magnoliopsida, Fabales, Fabaceae. Gene Ontology annotation, molecular function: dynein intermediate chain binding. Gene Ontology annotation, cellular component: cytoplasmic dynein complex. The transcript has 2 exons. Gene Ontology annotation, biological process: microtubule-based process.
GAGCAUCCUCGCAUAAAACAACAGGUGUGUGUUUUCAUUGAACUCCUCGGUGACUGAGAGUGAUUCUGAUAGGCGAAAAAAAGGAUGUUGGAAGGGAAAGCUACAGUCAAAGAAGCAGACAUGCCUUUGAAGAUGCAAAUCCAAGCCAUGUCCUCUGCUUCUCAUGCCCUUGAUCUCUUUGACGUUUCUGAUUGCGUCUCUAUUGCCGCUCACAUCAAGAAGGCGUUUGAUAAGAUGUAUGGAGGUGGGUGGCAAUGUGUGGUGGGUUCCAAUUUUGGGUGCUUUUUCAGUCACUCACCUGGAACUUUCAUCUUCUUCUCUCUGGAAACCCUUAAUUUCCUGAUCUUCAAAGGAGACUCUUCUUAAUCUGGGAACAUCAGAGAGGCUAUAUUACAUAGGCGGUGUUCGAUUCUCUUGAACGGCGAGCAGAGGAUGAUUAUGAACCUUGUACAGAGAGAUAUAAGACUUGUGUAUAUCACAAAGGGACUGAAGGUUGAACUGUCUCCAUCAUCUUCACUAAGCAGAGUUUUCACUUUCCAGAUUCCUAUCCUCUCUGCCUCAAGUGUGUUAGCCAAAAUAGGAGUGUUACGUCAAAAUGACAGAGAGACUUUGUAACGAAUUUGACAUUAAUACAUAUUCUGCCUACCUGCUUCAAAUCCA